Messenger RNA from Acanthopagrus latus (yellowfin seabream), 4309 nucleotides. It is a transcript of the gene cep85l, whose product is annotated as centrosomal protein 85, like. Bases 248 to 2617 code for a protein of 789 amino acids. The record is from RefSeq and is a predicted model, not a curated record. The transcript is spliced from 13 exons. NCBI's taxonomy places the organism in Eukaryota, Metazoa, Chordata, Actinopteri, Spariformes, Sparidae. Gene Ontology annotation, cellular component: centrosome.
GUGGUCACUUCCUUCCAGAGGAGCCAGGAUGUGAAGGCUUCAUCACAGAAGGAUACCGUUAUCAGGCAGAGGCUGUCUUGAGACAUGCCGCGGAGGGUUUCUGGUCAUGUGUAAUGCCGUGUGUCGUUACAUGUGACAUGAGACAGCGCUCCGACUUUCCCAGACUUUGGUCUUGGUGUUUUUUCCUUUUGUCCUGUCAUCGGACAGGCGUUUUUUCCCGCGGUUACAUGUAGCCCAGGCAAACAGAAUGUGGUACAGAGGUUACUGUGAAGAUGGAUACGAAGCUAAUAAAUCAGGCUCCAAAAGUGUUGAUUCUUCAGGAUGGGUCCCAGGCCACGAGUCAGCCUGGCAGUCCAGCCCCCUUGGCUCUGGGAACAGUAUCUCACGCGGGCACCGAUCCAGCUCAGUGUCUGACAGUUGUGACACCGGCAUCGGCACUUACUGCUCUGACAGUGUGGAAGAUGACUCCAGUUCCAGCACCAUGCCUUUGUCUUCUCAGCCACUGUCCCGGAACCACCUGGGCAAGGAUGAUGAUGGCAUCCCCAUUGUCCAUGUGAUGCCAUCCCCAUCCUCCUCACCCUACACCAGUUUUAGAAUGCCAGCCUCACCAAGCAGUACAAGUCGCUGGAGCAGGUCUUGCCAACUGCUAUCGCCGGGCGUGUCUCCCCUGGGUGCACCAAGCUGUCUGGAUAUGAAGGAUCAUCAGCCCAUUCGGAGAUCGUCAUCUCUCAACAAGUUGUCAUCUGGGGCCGAUAAGAGCUUCAGUCGGACAUCAGGCAGGCAGUACAACCCAGACGGUCAAGGCUCCCUGGACAGAAGUCUGCGAUAUGGGUAUAGAAAGGAACCCCUUGGUUCAAACCAUGACCUUUAUUUACCUUUAUCAUCCUCCUUACUCUGCUACAGCUUGCUGCAGCGCUCACCGGGUUCUGGCCCCUGCUACCGGUACAACCAUGGUAGUAGAUCCACUGGUUUGGAAACAGACCUGUCACCUUCCUCAGCUCUGUCCUCACCUGUAAAACACAACAGUUUGGACAUGAACUGCAACGCUUUAGCAGAUGCUCAAACGCCUCGGGGAGCUGGACAGGUCUAUAGCCCCAGCCUACCCAAAAAAACAGACUCCCCUCUGGGUCAUCAGAGUGAUAGAGGCUCCCCAAUCCAGACUGCAAUUCGCACCCAGAUGUGGCUGACUGAGCAGAUGGAGUACAGGCCCAAAGUAGAGUGUGGAAUUAAACUUGAUCAGAUCAGCCCUUCUGCUGCAGCAGAGGGCUGUGGUGCAGAUAGGCUGUCGCCGUGGCAACAGGGACAUCAGCAAAAGCCAGGGCUUAACCAGAUGCUGAUGGGGACCUCACUUUCAGUCAACACUCUGGUGAAGGUUAAAGAGGGGCUGCUUGGACAGAGAGAGCUGGAGAUAGAUAGACAAAAACAGCAGAUCUUGCAGCUCCAUGCCCGGAUCAGAGAGAAUGAGCUCAGAGCACAGCAGGUUCUGCAGAGCCAGAGAGGAUGGCUUGACGACCCCCACAGUCUGAAUACUAAGGAAUCAGUGAAUAAAACUCCAAGCAAACACCCAUCUGAUGAAGACCUUGGCAGGAAGCUAGCAGUGGCUGAACUGGAAGUACUCCAUUUGAAUGAGUUCUUCAAACAAACCACGCAAAAAUAUGCAGAAGACAUCAGAAAACUGGAGGAAAAGAUAAAGACACGGGAUCGCUACAUCAGUAGUCUGAAAAAGAAGUGUCAGAGAGAGAGUGAACAGAACCAAGAGAAACAGCAACGCAUAGAGACUCUGGAGAAAUACCUUUCUGACCUACCAACGCUGGACGAGGUGCAGGCCCAAUCCUGGCAGCAGGAGGAGGUUCAGCAGAAAGCCAAGGAUCUGGACAUAACAGUAUCUCGGUUACAGAAGAGCAUCCAGGACGGAUGUGCUCUGAUGAUGGAGAAAAACAUCAAGAUUGAGAUGCAGGCCAAGAGAGAAAGGGAGUUGAUUGCAUCUGUCCACAGUCUGCAGAAGAAGGUGCAGCAGUGUUUGGAUGAUGGGGUGAGGUCACCAAUGCAAGACCUGAAGCAGCUUGAGGUGGAAAACGUUAAACUUCUGGAGCAGCAAGACCACAGCAGCAAGCUGAUUGAGCAUCAAAGAGAACAGAUUGAGAGACUGACCUCACAACUAACGGCCAACAGUACAAGACUGCAAAAAAAAAGUGGCCUUCUUUAUCGACUUCAGUCUUAUCCACGAGAAAAGGAGGAAAGCCUUGACACUGCAUCCAGAGCCUUCCCCCAGCAGUGGCAGGCGGAUGAUGGGCUGUUGCAUCCUCUAUCUCAUGUGGAGAUACCACAAGUGGGCCAGCUGCUGAAAGAGAUGUCCCUGUGUCUGCUGGACCUCCAGGCUCUGUGCAGCAUCCUGGCUCAGAGGGCGCAGGGGAAAGAGCCCAACCUGUCUUUGCUUCUGGGCAUGAAAUCACUGAGUGUUUCAGUGGAGGAGACUGACUGCAGACUGAAGGUGCAAGAAGAACUGAGGUCCAAGCUGCUCGAGGUCAGCGAGCUGCGGAGAGACAUCGAUAAGCUGAGGAAGAGCAUCUCAGACUGCUACGCUCAAUGUAUGGGUGACAGCUGUGUCUCCCAGUGACACCCAUUACCUUGACAUGAAGAACGACAACAGUUGGAACAAAAGGUUAUAAGGUCAAUAAUGAUGCUGACUUUACCCAGGGAAGUGUUUUGUGUUUCUGGCUCCUAGAUGACGAUAUUCAUGUUUCAAGUAGUCCAACCAUGUUGUUCAGCCUAUCCUCAUAUGGAGCUGCUGGUUCCUACAUUUGAUGGGGACUCAUUGGGAUUGCACCAGUGAAUGCCCCAAGGGUGCAUGUCAGACUUCUGGAUGUUAAAGUUACAUUGUGUAAGAUAUUGAGUAUUUAGUGGCAUCUAGUGGUGAGGUUCUAGAUUGCAACACUCACCUCUCUCUUUUCGAAGACAUUGGAGAAACUCAAGGAGCUCUGAUGGCCCUCAGGGACAAGAAACACAUUUUAUAAAUAUGGAUUUCACAACAGCGUAAAGUAUUUCUAUUAAUACCAAUGAUAUGUUUAAGAUGUAUGGAGUUAUUAAGUCCAUAAAAUUAAAUUAUCUCUGGUGCACUCCCAGCUCUAUAUAUCUUAGUUAGUUAAAACUAGUUAGUUAGUUGUCACUGCAAAAGACAAGGUUUAAAUUUAAAUAAAUUUGCUAACGUGACAUUACCAGCAGCUCUCUGAGAGGCACAGACUGAGGCUACGAUGCUAAUAUCUAAGGUUACAGGUUGCAGUAGUUCUUGUCAGCAGAACUAAUGUACUGCUAAUUGUUCAUUAUCUACGUUUUGUACCAUUAGCAGCAGGGGUGCAAACAUUUCUCUGUCAUCAGAGAUUUCCACCUAGGGAAGGCAGCUCCAGUGUUUAUUCUUCUUUUAUACUGUUGCUUGUCCCAAUUUCAUUUAACAUCUUGGAGUUUUUGUUUCUUCAACAACGAUUCACGCUCCCGUGAUUUUUCUUGUACAAAAUAACUUUGAUCAGCCAUCUUUUAUCAUAUUGUGGUUUCAAACUUCUCUCAAUACAAAUAGUCCCUAUGUCGAUAUAAGCGCCUCAUUCUAAGGUAAUGAAAACUCAACUCUUAUUUUCAGGUGAUUAUAAACUAAUUAAAACAUACUUAUAUUAUAUUCUAUUUCCGCAAAGUCUGUUCUGAUAGAUGUGACUACAUAUUACACACUGUACCUUUAAGAUAACUGUGAGAAAUUAAUUCAAAUGUCCUACAAUAAUAGCAAUAUCGACUGCCAUUAGGUUGUCACGUUAUCUUUUUGGCCAUUUUUCACUUUUUAAAUGCUUAUUGUUUCCAGUGACCCCAAGGUGAAGUGAAUGCAUACAGUAUACAAUACAUCAGGUUCACUAUCAAGCUUGAUUCAUCUGAAACAAAAAACACUUUUUUUUUUGUCUGCAUGAUUUAACUGGUUUGUAGUAUAUCAUGCUUUAAUGUAAAGUAUGACAACCAAAAUCAAAUAGUUGGUGUGUUUAGUCCAACUAUUGAAGAUUUAACAAGCCACUGGAUGGCUUCUUUCUCUGUGUGUGUCUAUAUAUAUAUAUAUAUAUAUAUAUAUAUAUAUAUAUAUAUAUAUAUAUAUAUUGACUCUUUUUGGUUUACUGUCAAAUUCUAUGAAUGCCAAAGUUAUGUUUAUAUACAGUGAUGUUUCUAAAUAAUGUUUUUUGUUUUUUCUGUUGUUCUUGUUGUAAUAUUCAGCUUUGAUCUUAUUUGUUCAGAUGGCAAUAAAAUUAUUUUUCUACAGAAAUAAUAUGAUUUCUUAAAA